AGUUACCCUGCCUGCAAUAGGCGAGGAGUCCAAAAACCAGGGCCAUGGUUGGCUCUCCUGGCCCUGGUGGGCGUGCCUUAGUGCCAUGGCCGAAGAUGUGGUGGGGGGUCCUGGCUGCUUCUCUGGUAGCCGUCUUAACUUUGACGCUGCCAGGAAGUAGCCAGGCCUGCCCGCCGCGGUGCGAGUGCUCGGCUCAGCUGAGGUCGGUGUCGUGUCAGCGGCGGCGGCUCACCAACAUCCCCGAAGGCAUCCCCACCGAGACACAACUCCUGGAUCUCAGCAAGAACCGACUCCGAUGGGUACAAGCAGGGGAUCUGGCACCGUACCCCCGGCUGGAGGAGGUGGAUCUUAGUGAAAACCUCAUCGCCACAUUAGAGCCCAAUUCCUUUGCCAGUCUGCCAGGUCUUAAAGUGCUGAAGUUACGAGGCAACCAGCUGAAGUUAGUGCCCAUGGGGGCUUUCGCCAAGCUGGGCAAUCUGACCAGCCUGGACCUGAGUGAAAACAAGAUUGUCAUUCUGCUGGACUACACCUUCCAAGACCUGAAGAGUCUAAAACACCUGGAAGUGGGAGACAAUGACCUGGUUUAUAUUUCCCACAAGGCAUUCUCGGGUCUGCUGGGACUGGAAGAUCUCACCAUAGCUCGCUGUAACUUGACAUCCAUUUCAGGCCAAACGUUGUCCUACCUGCGCAGCCUCGUCACCCUUCGCCUCCGUCACGUCAGCAUUACGGCUCUUGAGGACCAGAACUUCCGAAAGCUCUCGAACCUUCGAGGUCUAGAUAUCGAUCACUGGCCCUACCUGGAAUACAUCUCCCCUCUUAGUUUCCAGGGUCUUGACCUCCACUGGCUGUCCAUUACAAACACCAACAUCACCUCCGUCCCUUCUGGUUCCUUCAAAAACAUGGUGCAUCUAACGCACCUCAACCUCUCCUACAACCCCAUCACCACACUGGAGCCAUGGGCCUUCAGAGACCUGAUGAGGCUGAAGGAGCUAAUCAUGGUCAGCACAGGCUUGACGACGGUGGAGCCCCACGCCCUUGGAGGCCUUCGGCAGCUUCGGGUCCUCAACUUCUCAUCGAAUGACCUGCAGACAUUGGAAGAGGGUUCCUUCCACUCUGUCAACAGCCUGGAGACCCUCAGAGUGGAUGGGAACCCUCUAAUGUGUGACUGCCGUCUGUUGUGGAUCCUGCAAAGGCGCAAGACCCUCAAUUUUGACGGCAGGGUGCCUGUGUGUGCAGGACCUGUGGAGGUGCAAGGGGUCAGCCUGAGUACCUUCACUGAUUCUGCACUCUUUGAUCAUUUUACAUGCCAAAAACCCAAAAUACGCAACCGUAAGCUUCAGCAGGUGAGUGCUCGGGAGGGCCAACCCGUCAGUUUCUUCUGUCGUGCUGAGGGGGAACCAGCUCCCGCCAUCAUCUGGAUUUCCCCGCAGCGCCGCCGGAUCACGGCUAAGAGUUUGGGCCGCAUCACGGUUCUCCCGAGUGGUACCCUGGAGAUCCGCUACGCCCAGCUGACCGACAGCGGAACCUACAUCUGCAUCGCCAGCAACGCCGGCGGCAACGACACCUACUUCGCCACGCUCACAGUACGCGGCCAACCGCUGGACGCCGCCUCAGCGUUUUUUCUCAACCGCUCUCUGUACAGCGGCGAGUUCUUCAACGACACAAACUUGAACAGCACUCGGGUUUUCCUCAAGUUCACCCUGGACCUGACAACCAUCCUGGUCUCCACGGCCAUGGGUUGCAUCACCUUCCUGGGGGUGGUGCUCUUCUGUUUCCUGCUGCUCUUCGUGUGGAGCCGAGGACGCGGCCAACGCAAGAACAACUUCACGGUGGAGUACUCCUUCCGGAAGUCUGAGCCCGCCACCGGGAGCACGACCGGAGGCACAAGGAAGUUCAACAUGAAGAUGAUAUGAAACAACGCAGCCAGGGGUCCCUCGGGGGAGGCAUGAGCACGUCCCAAAACAUACGCACACAGCUGUUGACUCGCACUAAAACUUAGAACAUCCAAGUAGCCCCGACUGAAAUGAAUUAGCUAAGUGACCUGGCCAUUGGAAUACUUGAGUUGCUGGUACUUGGUGGAGGUAUAACUAAUACUUCAGAGCGCUCAAAGCCUUCAUUUAUAGAGUUUUAAAACUUAGAACAUCCAAGUAGCCCCGACUGAAAUGAAUCAGCUAAGUGACCUGGCCAUUGGAAUAAGGCUGGAGUUGCUGGUACUUGGUGGAGGUAUAACUAAUACUUCAGAGCGCUCAAAGCCUUCAUUCAUAGAGUUUUUCAGAGGAAAUCAAAGCUUCCAUUGGAUUGAGCCAAAACGAGGCUUAAUUUGGCUGCGUUGCGACAACUUUAGCUGUGUGAGUUUGGGACGAGCACACUGGCCAACAAUUGCCACGACAUCCUGUGUCCGAGGGAUUUGUUUUGUCAGAAGCCCAUUGGACACAGGCUGCCACGGUAACCAAGGCAACCAACACAACAGAGAGCCGAUGGGACAAAAGGGGUUUUGAGGGUAGGAAGGAAGAGGUCAUCUUCUUCUUGAAAAAAUACAUUUGGCCCCCGAGCUCCUGGCCCCAGCUCUCUGCUGCGUGGUCGGACGUCUGACCUUCCAGGCGCUGCCAGGGGGGAGCAGCCUGGAGAGUUGGCCGCCACUCAGAGGCAGACCGAGGACACACCUGGCUGGCAUAGAUGUUCUCUCAGGAAAAGCCAGGUAGAGUGGGUAUAACAUUCCAGCAAUAAUGCGUGUCGAGCCAUGAAAAUGCAACUCAUUCCCUGGGGAUGUGAGAAAGUAAGCCCUAGUAAUGGCGCUUGUUUUUAUAGUCAGUCACACGACAAACGGAGAAGAAUUAAAAGGAUAAUGAAUGAAAACAAAUUCCAACGGUGUCUGCCUCUGACAUGGUCCGGUGUGCAAAUGUCUCUGCCCCCCUAGCCCAGUGCAUCCCCCCUACCUUCCCUGUGCACCCCCCACUGGGUCCUCCUUUGGGGAGGGGUCCCUGGCUGGAGACUGCAGAUUGAAGAUGUAAAUGAAGUGGUGUUAACCCUACCCACGCCAUGGUGUAGUGGACAGUCGGACUGUCUUUGUUGUUUGUUAUUUCUCACAGCGGGUCUGUUGUUCCGCCUCCUGGUUUCAUUUCCUGGGUUGUUGUGCUUCAAAGCUGCCAUUCCUCCAUGCAGGGCUGUUCUGUUCUCAACUAAUCCGCAGGUCUUUGCUGUAAAACUCACCUCAUUGUCACGUGUGGGUCAGUCUCCCCAAAUGUGGGGCUGUCACUACCAUCCAUCCAUCUUCUUCCACUUAUCCCAGGUCAUGUUGCGGGGUCAGUGCCCGGGCAGAGAAGUCCAAACUAUCCUCUCCCCAGCCACUACAUCCAGCCCCUCCCAGGGUAUCCCUAAACAUACCUACAGACCAUAGGGCUCACCGGAUUAUAAGGCGCACUGCCAAUGAGCGGGUCUAUUCAGGUCUAUUUUCAUACAAAAGGCGCACAAGAUUAUAAGGUGCAUUAAAGGGGUCAUAUUAAGAUUAUUUUCUACAUUUAAAAGACUUCCUUGUGGUCUACAUAACAUGUAAUAAUGGUUCUUUGCUCAAAAUGUUGCAUUGAUGAUGUUUUACAAGGCACUUUUUGACCGUUGCCUCAGGAUGCGUCGUUUUAUGGGCGGUCUUAUUUUGUUGUAGCGGUGUAGCGUGCAAGGACGGGAGUGGAAGAAGUGUCAAUAGAUGGCGCUAACUGUUUAAUGGCAUUCAGACUUUACUUCAAUCAAUAACGGAGCAGCAUCUCCUCAUCCGUGGCUCACUACAUGUCUCCUAAUAGGUGCUCUUUUAGAGUCCUCAUACCCACUCUACCUCACAAUAAUAGUGUAUGUUGAAGCACAGUACAUCUGACUAUGGAAGCCGUAAUGCUCCGACAAUCCAUCAAGCGGUGCGGCUUCUUAGCUUACCAAAGUCGUACAUAAACAUGUUGACAGAUUUCUGAGCGCCGUGUGUGAUGUUCUAUAUUUUCAAUGGAACUUUAAAGUUUUGGUCUUGUUUACUGGCGUCAUCUUGCAGUCCACACGUAUGUCUUAUUUGUGACUGCCAUCUACUGGUCAUGCUUAUUGUCCCAUGUCCCAAAUAUAAUUGCUUUGAGGUCAGUAAGCACAACCAGAAUUAGGAGCACCGGGUUAUAAGACGCACUGUCAAUUUUUGAGAAAAUGAAGUUAUUUUAAGUGCACCUUAUAGUCUGAAAAAUACGGUAGUCCCCCCCAACGUGUCAUUGGUCUUCCCCGUGGUCUCCCACCAGUCGGGCGUACCCUAAACACCUCCCCAAAGAUGCCCGAACCACCUCCUCCCUCACGACCGAUCCCUCACUACAUGACAUCAGUUUUUAUUAACAGCACUAAAAACCGAAAUGAUUGAAUCAUUUCAUUCCCAGGGGAUUUGUUGUAAUACUGAACACGGAUCAAAUCCAGUUCAGGUUUGAUCUUUAAAAUGACGAAAAUGGUUUUACAUGAAUAUAAACGUGUGGAAAAAAUGUUGUAAUGUGGGAGAGAGCCUCAGGAUAAAAGUUUGCCAAUGUGGCGUGUUGGCUCUGACAAGACACGGCUUGGACCCUAACCCAUGCAGACGGCUUUCAGGGACCGGGAGUCACGCUGCCACGCAGACGGCUUUCAGGGACCGGGAGUCACGCUGCCACGCAGACGGCUUUCAGGGACCGGGAGUCACGC
Messenger RNA from Nerophis ophidion (straightnose pipefish), 4686 nucleotides. Its product is annotated as leucine-rich repeat and immunoglobulin-like domain-containing nogo receptor-interacting protein 3. The record is from RefSeq and is a predicted model, not a curated record. NCBI's taxonomy places the organism in Eukaryota, Metazoa, Chordata, Actinopteri, Syngnathiformes, Syngnathidae. The coding region runs from base 45 to 1913 and encodes 622 amino acids. The transcript is spliced from 3 exons. Gene Ontology annotation, molecular function: protein binding.